Molecule: messenger RNA, 1872 nt
Organism: Fomitopsis serialis
Lineage: Eukaryota; Fungi; Basidiomycota; Agaricomycetes; Polyporales; Fomitopsidaceae
Exons: 5
Coding region: 1-1872 (623 amino acids)
Biological process (GO): ubiquitin-dependent endocytosis
Cellular component (GO): cytoplasm; plasma membrane; cytosol
Molecular function (GO): ubiquitin protein ligase binding; protein-macromolecule adaptor activity
Source: RefSeq, a predicted model, not a curated record
AUGCCUACGCCGACGAAACAGCCCCAGAAGAAUGCCUUCGACAUCCGUCUCGCAGAGUCCGUGGUGUUCCUCCGCGCAGGAGAUGCCACCGGCAGACCCCGCAACAUGCAGGCCGACGCCCCUCCUGGCAUGCUUCGUGGGCUGCUAACGCUCACGCUCGUCAAGCCGACGAAGAUCUCCAGCAUUGAAAUCGAGUUGGUGGGAAAGACGAGCACAGCCUGGCCUGAAGGAGUGGGCGCGCGCCGUGUCGAAGUCACCGAGGAGCACGAGAUCUACGCACAGUCAUACAUCCUCUUUCGCGCAGGCUCGGAGACACCGUACAGGAACAGCCGCCGCACGCUCUCCGUGGGCCCUGGCAUUGCGCUCGACCGUGAUGACGACGACCGCUCCGAAUCCUCUAGCGAAGAUAUGCACGGUACGGUUCACCGGCCGCCCAGUGAUGAGCGGAGGGGCCGUGACCGAGGUCCGCCAUCGGCACUUCUGAACAACGCAUUCGCGUCGAGGCGAAAUAUGAGCGUCGACCAGACGUAUUUCCAGCGUGAUUACGUCGCGCACCGCGACAACGGCCUCCCCCCUAUAUUGACCGCUUCACCCCCUUACACACCGACCGCAGAGACCGUUCCACAACAUGCAUUCAGUCCGACGCUCCUCACUCCCGCCGCGUCCGUCUCGCAUCGCAUGAACACCGUCGACGAGCUACCCACCCAGGAGGCUGCGUCGUCUGCGGACGAGUUCGGCCAGGGUCGCAGCUCCGAACCGGACACGGAACGCAGCAGCCUCGCAUCUGCGCGGCACCCGUCUCCUCUUGCCCGGAUGGGCGGGUCCUCCGCGUCUAGCCUGCGCCUAACCAGCAGCUCGCACUCGCAAUCUGCGCGCCCGUCGCUCGACGACGAGCGCCCCGAGUUCCUCGUCGGGAGUAGCCAUAGCCCUCUGCCCACCCCGCCUGCGUCCGCGCCGGCCACGCAGCGUUCGCUCUCGCGUUCGGCCGACCAGCGCAAUCAGCGCCAUCACCGCGAAGGCUCGUCGGACCUCCGGGAGCACGCGGACGACGGGCGCGGACGGAAGCACAAGCGGUUCAGCUUCGCGAACGUGUCGAAUGCGCUGCUGGACGUCGUCAUGGACCGUGUGCGCUCACGCUCGCGGUCGUCGUUCCCGGACGGCUACGGAGGCGACGCGACGCCCCCUCGAGGGCGCACGCGCGAGCGUCCAUUCGAAGACGUGUUCCACGACGAUGAGGAGGGCGCGCCUGCGAGGGACCGCGAGCGCUCUACCCUCGAACGGGUCAGCGAAGUGCUGGGAUUAGACGGCGAGGAUGGGAAAGAGUGGGGAGAAGGCUGGAAGGAGUUCAAAAAAGGCACGUACACAUGGCCGAUCUCUUUCGCGAUCCCCGCGAGCUCGCCGCCGACGCUGCACUGCGACCUCGGGCACGUGACGUGGAAGCUGAAGGCGUAUGCGCACCGGCCGGGGACGUUCACGACGAAGAUGUCCGCGGCGCAGGAGAUCACGGUCGUUACGUGUCCGUCGGAAGAUGACCUCGAGGAGACGGAGAGCAUCAUCGUCGAACGCCAGUGGGACACACAGAUGCAGUACCUCAUCACCAUCUCUGGGCGGAGCUUCCCGAUUGGCGGGGUUAUGCCCAUCAGCUUAACCUUCAUGCCUUGGACGAAGAUGAAGAUCUACAGAAUCUCCGUACUUAGCAGCACCCGAAUGUGUGUGCUUUUCGUGGGAAUCAGUGUCACUGCGAGUAUGGAUAUGGCUACCUACGCACCCUCACGGAGAGCCGCUCGCGGGAAGACGAUCCAUAUAUACAUUACCAUGCAUGGCCGACUCGAACAGGAUGCAUACCGCACGAUGGACGCACUCUUCGUUUAA